AAUUAGAUUAACGAAGGCUUUCCUCAGAUAAUCAUUGAGCAGCUCCUGUUUUUUCCUGCGAUGCAGCGCUGCUGGCCGCCUGUGAGCUCGCUGAAGGUCAAACUGUAUUUCUGAACCAACAGGCUGCUUUUGGGAGUAAAGUGUGUUGUUGGAGCAGGUGUGUGUGUGUGCGGACCGCCGGCCGAGGAGCUGCGGCGGGUUAUGGGCUGUUUCUGGAGCUGUGUGUGUGACGCUGCUCGGUGUGAUCGGACCGCCACUAAUACCUGCUGCUGCUAACAGGAGGCGAUGGGGGAAGUUUGUUCACAGAGUCCCUGUCAGACCAGAUCUGCACCUCAGGCCGACCACUGAGUCCGUGUUUUUCGGGAAGGCCUCUGUCAAACCCCAGAGGAAGGAGACAUGGCCAACAGCUCUUUUCGUGGGUCCAAACAUGGCCGCCGCGCCGAGGCCAACCAUCAGACGGAGUUCAGCUGCUCGUUGCAGGAGCUGCGCUCGCUCAUGGAGCUGAGAGGAGCAGAGGCGCUGACCAGGAUCCAGGAGUCUUAUGGAGACGUUAACGGACUGUGUGCCAGACUGAGGACGUCACCUAUCGAAGGUUUAGAUGGAAACUCAGACGACAUCGACAGAAGGAUAGAGGAGUUCGGACAGAAUGUCAUCCCUCCUAAAAAGCCAAAAACCUUUGUGCAGUUAGUGUGGGAAGCCCUGCAGGACGUCACGCUCAUCAUCCUGGAGGUGGCUGCCAUCAUUUCACUCGGCCUUUCUUUCUACAAACCGCCAGACGCUGAGAGACAGAACUGUGGCUCGGCAGCCGGCGGUAUAGAGGAGGACGGCGAGGCGGAGGCGGGCUGGAUUGAAGGCGCUGCCAUCCUGCUGUCGGUGGUGUGUGUGGUCCUGGUGACGGCCUUCAACGACUGGAGCAAAGAGAAGCAGUUCCGCGGCCUCCAGAGCCGCAUCGAGCAGGAGCAGAAGUUCACCGUGGUCCGAGGGGGGCAGGUUGUUCAGAUCAAAGUGUCCGAGAUCGUCGUCGGUGACAUAGCACAAGUGAAAUAUGGUGACCUCCUCCCCGCCGACGGCGUCCUGAUUCAGGGCAACGAUCUGAAGAUUGAUGAGAGCUCUCUGACUGGAGAGUCGGAUCAUGUCAAGAAGAGCGUUGACAAAGACCCGAUGAUGCUUUCAGGUACCCAUGUGAUGGAGGGCUCCGGUAAGAUGGUGGUUACUGGUGUAGGUGAGAACUCUCAGACUGGAAUCAUCUUCAAGCUGCUCGGUGCCAGCGAUGAAGGUGACGGUGACGGCGAGGAAGAGAAAAAGAAGAAAGAGAAAGACAAGAAGAAAGAAGAGCGGAAGAAGAAAGAGAAGAAGGACAAGAAAAGUAAAAAAGAGGAGAAAGGCAAGAAAGGGAAAAACAAAGAUGGCCCCACUGUGGAGAUGCAGCCUCUCAAUGAGGAUGGAGAACCCGAGAAGAAGAAGGCAAAUCUUCCCAAGAAGGAGAAGUCGGUCCUUCAGGGGAAGCUGACCAAACUGGCGGUGCAGAUUGGCAAAGCAGGUCUGUUCAUGUCUGCUCUCACCGUCCUCAUCCUCAUCACUCGUUUCCUGAUCGACACCUUCUGGAUUCAGGCCGUCCCCUGGGCCAACGAGUGUCUGCCCAUCUACGUGCAGUUCCUGGUCAAGUUCUUCAUCAUCGGUGUGACGGUGCUGGUGGUGGCCGUGCCUGAAGGUCUCCCUCUGGCCGUCACCAUCUCUCUGGCCUAUUCUGUCAAGAAAAUGAUGAAGGACAACAACCUGGUCCGCCACCUGGACGCCUGUGAGACGAUGGGCAACGCCACGGCCAUCUGCUCCGACAAGACGGGCACGCUCACCAUGAACCGCAUGACGGUGGUGCAGGCCUACAUGGCAGGACGCUACAACAAGAAGGUGCCGGAGCCGGACCUGAUCCCCGCCAAGAUCCUGGACCUGCUCAUCCUGGGCAUCGGGGUCAACUGCGCCUACACCACCAAGAUUAUGCCUCCAGAGAAGGAGGGCGGGCUGCCCCGCCAGGUGGGAAACAAGACUGAAUGUGCCUUACUAGGAUUCGCCCUCGACCUGCACCGAGACUACCAGACCAUCCGCAACGAGAUCCCCGAGGAGAAGCUGUUCAAGGUGUACACCUUUAACUCAGUGAGGAAGUCCAUGAGCACCGUGCUGAAGAACUAUGACGGCAGCUACCGAAUGUUCAGCAAAGGAGCCUCUGAGAUCCUGCUCAGGAAGUGCUGUAAGAUCCUGACGGCCAGCGGCGAGGCCAAAGCCUUCAAACCUCGGGACAGAGACGAUUUGGUGAAGAAGGUGAUCGAGCCGAUGGCGUCGGAGGGCCUGAGGACCAUCUGCCUCGCCUACAGAGACUUUCCCUCCGCUGACGGAGAGCCAGACUGGGACGACGAAGGCCACAUCCUCACUGGCCUCACCUGCAUCGCUGUGGUCGGCAUCGAGGACCCUGUGCGACCUGAGGUACCAGAAGCCAUCAGAAAGUGUCAGCGGGCCGGCAUCACUGUCCGCAUGGUGACCGGAGACAACAUCAACACUGCCCGCGCCAUCGCAUCCAAAUGUGGCAUCCUGCAAGCUGGAGAUGACUUCCUGUGUCUGGAGGGCAAAGAGUUUAACCGACGGAUCCGCAACGAGCUGGGAGAGAUUGAGCAGGAGCGUAUUGAUAAGAUUUGGCCAAAGCUGAGAGUCCUCGCCAGAUCGUCUCCAACGGACAAACACACUCUGGUUAAAGGUAUCAUCGACAGCACGGUGCUGGAGCAGAGACAGGUCGUUGCGGUAACUGGAGACGGAACAAAUGAUGGACCCGCCCUCAAGAAAGCGGACGUCGGCUUCGCCAUGGGCAUCGCAGGUACGGACGUGGCGAAGGAGGCGUCUGACAUCAUCCUGACAGACGAUAACUUCAGCAGCAUCGUGAAGGCCGUGAUGUGGGGCAGGAACGUCUACGACAGCAUCUCCAAGUUCCUGCAGUUCCAGCUCACCGUCAACGUGGUCGCCGUCAUCGUGGCCUUCACCGGAGCCUGCAUCACCCAGGACUCUCCUCUGAAAGCCGUGCAGAUGCUGUGGGUCAACCUCAUCAUGGACACUUUCGCCUCGCUGGCUCUCGCCACUGAGCCGCCGACCGAGGCGCUGCUGCUCAGGAACCCGUACGGCCGCAAGAAGCCACUCAUCUCCCGCACCAUGAUGAAGAACAUCCUGGGACACGGCGUCUACCAGCUGACCAUCAUCUUCACCCUGCUCUUCCUGGGUGAGAAGAUAUUUGAUAUUGACAGCGGCAGGAACGCCCCCCUCCACGCCCCGCCCUCCGAGCACUACACCAUCGUCUUCAACACUUUCGUCCUGAUGCAGCUGUUCAACGAACUCAACGCCCGCAAGAUUCACGGCGAGCGGAACGUCUUCGAAGGCGUCUUCAACAACCCAAUCUUCUGCUCCAUCGUCAUGGGAACCUUCGUCAUUCAGUUCUUCAUCGUGCAGUUUGGCGGUAAACCGUUCAGCUGUGUGAGUCUGACCGUCGAGCAGUGGCUGUGGUGUGUCUUCCUGGGACUCGGCAGCCUCCUGUGGGGACAGCUGGUUUCCAGCAUCCCCACCAGCUGGCUGAAGUUCCUGAAGACAGCGGGUCACGGCACUCAGCGGGAGGAGAUCCCCGAGGAGGAGCUGGAGGAGAUGAAGGACCUGGAUGAGAUCGACCACGCCGAGAUGGAGAUGAGGAGGGGCCACGUGCUCUGGUGCCGCGGCCUCGGCCGCAUCCAGACGCAGAUCCGUGUGGUCAACGCCUUCAGAGACAGCGUUUCUCCUUAUGAAGGUCUGGAGACGCCGGAGUCUCGCAGCUCCAUCCACAACUUCAUGAGCCAACCUGAGUUCCGCAUCGAGGACUCGGAGCCUCAGAUCCCGCUCAUCGACGAGGCUGAUGGAGAAGACGACGCCCCCACCAAACGAAACUCCAUCUUCAUCCCGCCGCCGCUGACCACCCUGCCGCCCCUCUCGUCCCCGCCCAACCAGAACAACAACGCCAUGGAACGCGUCGUCCCGCUACAUAAAGACGGCUCCAGGUCCGGUCUGAUCACGCCCAACUCAGCGGGGCUGCCGCCGUGUCCGGGGAGCCCCCUGCACAGCCUGGAGACCUCGCUAUAAGCCCCGCCCCCUCAGGCCCGACCACUUCCUAUUUGUACUGAAUUUUGUUGCGACGGGAGUUCUUCCUCCGAGAGCCAAAGAAUGAAAAAACAUUUUCAAAACAGACUCGUCUGAUUGGUUCUCGUCAGGAGUUCACCUGCUGGGUUUUUAAUGUUUCCAGGUGUGUCUGUGUUUUCGUUCCGACACGGACGGAUGUUUCCUUCUUUACUGUAAUAGACAUGAACUCUGCAGUUGUUGUUUUAGGAGAAGAGUGUUCGUGAGGUGAUUGAUCAAUAAUCAGUUUCUGAUCUGUAAAUAUUGAUGUUCAGACGUAGUCAGAGCUCGUUUCUGAUGUGAGCCGACGUGACGAGUUCAGGUAGUUUUGUGUGAAGGAUUAAAUUCCGUGUAAAGCAAUAAUAAAUGUGUUCUGAGUUCACACCAAAGAAAAAUGUGUAAUUAACCAACAGCCAAAUUUGAGUGAUUAAAAAAAAAUCACCAAGUGUAUAAAAUUAGGUUUCAAAAUGAUCAAUAUUCUGAGCGAUAAAACGCUGGGGGCUCGUCCACUGAAGGCUUAAACCAAACUCCCAUAUAAAAAUACACCAUUUAAAAUAGGCCUUGUUUGUAGGUUUAAGGCAGCAACAUGGACGAUAUUUUAAUAAUAAAGUAACAUUAGGAGCCGCUGUUUAAUUCAGCACAUGUUUUGUAGGUAAAUGUGGAAUUGUUUCAGUAAAAAUGUAACUUAAAUGACUAGUUAACAAGCGAUUCAUCGCCUCAAUCACCAUUAUGUUAAAUUAUUGUUUUUUUUCAAUGGAGUUCGGUGCACUUAAUGUUACUCACUUCUCUGCUGGAAAGUCCUUGGCGGCUUCAUCGUGGCCGCCACCAUCGGAGUAAAAGCCUCUCACGCUGUGCUUUCUGGUGAAGCGGCGCCAGGUAAACGCCGUCCCUCUGGCCGGGGACGUCCCAGCCCGCACAGCCCCGGUGCUGAAGCCGAAGCCGCUGGCGGCUCCACCCGUCAACGGACGCUUCAGCUGGGGUUUUAAAAUAACUCGUCCAGCGCUAACGUUGACUGAAAAUGGCUCCGUUCACCAUUAACAGCUGAUUAUCUGAAGUGAAUCCCAGUUGUCUCCAAUGAAAGUUUGUAAAACUACCCGCUGUAAAAAUAGUAACUAUGAGUAUGUGCGCUCUAGUGUUUAUAUAUCUACGCCAUCGAUCCACCAUUUCAGUCCCGCCCAAACAUUCCUGAACACAGAAAUGGUGAAAAACAGUUUAAGGCUCAAACUGCACAGUUCAGUAAAACAUAGUUCAGUGUUUUCACAUGUUUUCAGCAAUUAUUUUCUAAUAUGUAUAAUGUGUUCAAAAGGAAAUUUCUCAUUUUCCUUCACAGACUUUAAGGAUCUGUGACAUGUUUAGAGUC
Thunnus maccoyii (southern bluefin tuna) is the source of this 5536-nucleotide messenger RNA. It is a transcript of the gene atp2b1b, whose product is annotated as ATPase plasma membrane Ca2+ transporting 1b. Bases 397 to 4143 code for a protein of 1248 amino acids. Gene Ontology annotation, biological process: calcium ion transmembrane transport; regulation of cytosolic calcium ion concentration. The record is from RefSeq and is a predicted model, not a curated record. Gene Ontology annotation, cellular component: intracellular membrane-bounded organelle; membrane. The transcript is spliced from 21 exons. Lineage: Eukaryota; Metazoa; Chordata; Actinopteri; Scombriformes; Scombridae. Gene Ontology annotation, molecular function: P-type calcium transporter activity; ATP hydrolysis activity; PDZ domain binding.